This is a messenger RNA of Toxorhynchites rutilus septentrionalis, 1236 nucleotides long. Its product is annotated as jerky protein homolog-like. Gene Ontology annotation, molecular function: DNA binding. The record is from RefSeq and is a predicted model, not a curated record. The coding region runs from base 1 to 1236 and encodes 411 amino acids. NCBI's taxonomy places the organism in Eukaryota, Metazoa, Arthropoda, Insecta, Diptera, Culicidae. Gene Ontology annotation, cellular component: nucleus. The transcript has 3 exons.
AUGCAUCGUUUUAAGCAGCGGUUUGGAUUGCGCGUGAAAGCCGUAACAGGAGAAAAGGCAUCGGUAAACGUUGAAGCGUACCUAAAUUUCAAGAAGGUUCUACAGAAGAAGAUUCAGGAAAUGCAGCUAUCACUAUCCCAAGUCUUUAAUGCAGAUGAAUCUGCCUUGUUCAUCAAGCUCCUAGCCACACGCUCUGUCGUUACCUGUUAUGAGACCGUGGCAAGCGGACGGAAGCAAAACAAGACAAGGUAUACGUUUAUGCCUUGCUCCAACAUAGAUGGUUCCCUAAAGCUUCCGUUGUAUUUCAUUUGCACUGCUGCAAAACCACGAGGAAUCAACAUCGAAGAACUUCCCGUUUCAUAUAAUUAUUCCAAAAAGGCUUGGAUGACCAGACUGUUGUUCCGUCAAUGGUUCCACGAAGAGUUUGUCCCCGCUGUUCGAAAAUUUUCGGCCGAGAGAGGAUUGGAGCCAAAGGCAUUGCUGGUUCUUGAUAAUUGCACCAGUCAUUAUGACGUUGACGAAUCUCUACAGAGUGACGAUGGACUGAUUCAAGUGAUCUACCUCCCACCAAAUGUAACUGCUGAAUGCCAGCCGAUGGACCAAGCGGUCAUCAAUGCAAUCAAGCGAAAGUAUAAAAGAAAACUGAUGCUCGCAUUAAUUCUGGAAAACGAACACUUAAGUUUCGAAGAACGAUUGAAGAAGAUUAAUCUUCAACAGUGUAUUUCGUGGUUGGCAACCUCUUGGGAGGAGAUAUCUGACAAAACUAUACGUAAUUCGUGGAAGAAAUUGAUCGAUGGUUUGCCGGAGGAUGCUGUUAAUGUAGACUCGAAAGCGGCCGAUGAUGACUUCAAAGCGCUUGUGUCCAGGAUUGACAGUUUGGCAGGAACAAAAACAUCUGAGCAAGAUAUUGAUCUGUGGAUCAAAGAUCAGGUGUAUGAUGCUGAUCAUAAUCCAGAUUGGGUAACCAGUGAAGUGUUCUCUGAUGACGAGAUUUUGUCAUCAGUUCUCAAGAAAGAUCAACCUGAAAUGCAAGAAGAAUGGUUGGUAGACACAGAAGAUGGAAGUAAUUCGUUUGAUACUUCCAUUACUAGUACCGGAGAUCCUGAUUUUGGCGAUGCAAUCAAGUCAAUUGAUUGCCUAGUUCGCUAUAUGAAGCAUGAUGUUGCAGAAGUAUGCCGUUUGAACGCGCUACGUUCGAAAAUCACUGAAGUUGAAUGGCUAAAACGAGUAUGUUGA